Theileria equi strain WA is the source of this 1189-nucleotide messenger RNA. RefSeq lists its product as hypothetical. NCBI's taxonomy places the organism in Eukaryota, Apicomplexa, Aconoidasida, Piroplasmida, Theileriidae. The record is from RefSeq and is a predicted model, not a curated record. The coding region runs from base 221 to 1189 and encodes 322 amino acids. The transcript has a single exon.
GCAAUGUCUAUGAAUACACAUUAGCGAUUGCAAUAUCUGUGCAUAAUGUACCAUAUCACUUUGUUUUUGUACAAUAAGUACGUUACCGGUAAUACCAAAAAUUAGGUAGAAAUCACACAUAGCCCGGGAUACUCGCCAAUUUAGACAUUUUUACUCAAUUACAGACAGAAAUAUUCGAGAAUAGGCAUAAGCAUUGUACCAUAACUUGCUGUAAACCACCAUGGGACAGGGACAAAGUAUCAACCCAGAAGAGCUCCAGGAGGACUAUUACAUCUUCUUCGACAAGAAUAAAGGCGACACUUACAAGUCAGAGAAGAACACUUACACACGUCUGGUGAACUACAAACGAGCUUUUGGGACAAAGUAUAUUCACAGACAGAAUGAAGUUGACAUUGCCAAUCUCUCAACCAACUUUUCAGUGGAUGCACAUGGGUCCUAUAAACCAUCUAUAGACUCUAGCAUUCCAUACGACAAGCAAUCAAUCUAUUCUGAAACCCAUUCUUAUAAGCAUUCCAUAGAUUCAGCAUAUGAAAAUUUGACUAGUGGGACCAGAACACUCGGUUCAAUUGAUAACUUGCAGGUAAAUGCGCAGAGUCCAAAACUAUCUCUAAGUGACCUGGAAAUCGCAGGAAGCAUCCUAGACAACGGGAAAAAAUACGCGCUGGAUGAAUAUGGAAGCAUUUUAAACAAGCCGUUCUGGCGAAAGGAUAGUAUAUCGCAAAAUGAAUCGGAUGAAGCAUUGCCACAUGAAGAUGUUGUAUACACAGAGUUUGAGGGUCCAGACGGUAAUGUAUAUAGUGGAUUCUCACGAUCUGGUAAGCUCUUCAAGGGGAGCAUCAAGUCCAUAGAUGGCCAAUACACUGGAGGCAUAUGCGACAAUAAACCACAUGGAUAUGGCAUAUAUACGAGGGAUCGAAGUGAAUAUAGAGGAAUGUGGAAAAAUGGCCUGCAACACGGUGAAGGUGUAUACUUGGACCUGGAUGACCCAAACUUUAAACGCGGUGUUUGGUGCAACGGAAAGUUGACGCGCUGGAAAGGACACAAUGUACAUACGUCCACGCUUUUAAAGGAAAUCAUGACAGAUCCACUCUCUCCAGAUAGUCUUGUGAGCUCCGCGUACACCAGUUUUGAUGUCUCGCCAACAAAUGCAUCACCGAUAAACUGGUCCUCCACAGGGGGACAAAUUUAA